AUGGCCGAUCCAGAACCUGCCAUCGCGCAUCUUCGCUCUAACCCAUGGGCAAACAAUCUCAUCUCCUCUCCAGACUACAAGGCAAUCCAGACCGACUCUCGGCGCCUGAAGCCUACCACGGGCGAAGACGGCUACUUCGCACAAACGCUCAACACUCCCACGACAAUUCCCCAUUGCCUCACUCUCCAGCGGAACACCAUCCCAGUAGCCCCAGCCGAGACCCCGACCUGGCUCCCUGCAACCAAGCAGGAUGCCACAAAGCCCCCCACUCCCACUCCGAAUCCCGCGGAUAUUGUGAUGAUCUUCGAUCUCGGCAGCCCUGGUCUCUCGGGACACCCGUCCACUGUCCACGGCGGGAUUGUGGCGACGUUGAUCGACGAGGCCAUGUCGCUGGCCGUAGCAGCGCAUACGAAUGCCCCUAAUACGGGCGCUGACGAUAAUCCACGGGGAAAGAUCUUUACCGCCCAGCUGGAUGUGCGGUAUAAGAAAAGAGUGGUCACGCCUGCUUUAUUGGUCAUCAAGGCGAGGGUUGUUGGGAGGGUUGGCAGGAAGUUUUGGGUUAGAGCCCAGGCUUUGCAGGAGGAUGAAGACAACGGGGGGCAUCUGGAGUGGGCGAAACGGAAGGUCGUGAAGGCUGAUGCCAUGGCCUUCUGGAUUGUCACCUCUGACUCCAAGCUAUGA
Molecule: messenger RNA, 681 nt
Organism: Penicillium olsonii
Lineage: Eukaryota; Fungi; Ascomycota; Eurotiomycetes; Eurotiales; Aspergillaceae
Source: the annotation of a GenBank genome assembly